AUGACUCCCGCCAGUCUCUACAGUAGCAGUAUAAAGAUAACACUACCCACACAACCCAACUCGAUCAGAAACCCAUCAUUCAGCCAACAUGGCAGACCCAACGAACACCACUCUCCCUCCUCCCAAAUUCGCCGUAAUCGAAACCCCAAGACUCCGCCUCCGAACCCUCCAGGUCUCGGACGCCGAUGCCCUGCUGCCCACCCUCUCUUGCGAAGAGACCAUCGCUGGGCGUCUAACAAACCCCUCCAGAGCCUCGAGCAAGCAGAGCGCUGGCUUAGAGCCAGAGCACUCGGUCCAGACGUCCACAAGUUCGCCAUUGAGCUCCGCCCAGACCACUCCCAGCCCGAUGGGAACAACGCGAACCCAACCUUGAUCGGUGUCAUGGGCAGCCACGUCCCACCGAGAAUAGGCUACCUCAUCCACGCAGGCUACGCCACCGAGGCCCUUCGCGCCCUGGUCUCGCACCUCUUCACGCACAUCCCUUCCUCCAGCAGCGGCGACGGUAACGGGGGGACAACCGGGCUAGACUACCUCGAAGCCCUCACCGUCACCGCGAACGCAGCUUCUCAGAACGUCCUCAGGAAAUGCGGGUUUACUUACUGCGAGACGCUCGAAGGGGAGUUCGAGAGCUGGAGUAUGGGGCUCUGUGACUCUGCGGUGUACAGGAUCGCGCGGCCGGGUAUGACGCUCGAGCAGCUGGGCCUCUUGUCUGGGACGGAGGCGACGGUGGAGGAGAAUAUGGGCGGGCCGCUGCCGAUACAGUAG
This is a messenger RNA of Anthostomella pinea, 765 nucleotides long. NCBI's taxonomy places the organism in Eukaryota, Fungi, Ascomycota, Sordariomycetes, Xylariales, Xylariaceae. The record is from the annotation of a GenBank genome assembly.